AUGGCCACUGACGAGAACUGCAUCUUUUGCAAGAUCAUCGCUGGCAAGAUCCCCUCGCGCAAGUUCCUCGAGACGGAGAAGAGCUAUGCCUUCCUCGAUAUCGGACCUUGCUCGCGGGGCCACAGCCUGAUUAUCCCCAAGCAUCACGCUGCCAAGAUGCACGAGCUUCCGGAUGACAGCCUUGCCGACAUUCUGCCGGUCGCCAAGAAGAUUGCGAUCGCCACGGGAGCGACCGACUACAACGUGCUGCAGAACAAUGGCCGCAUCGCGCACCAGGUCGUGGACCACGUGCACUUUCAUGUUAUCCCCAAGCCUACCGAAGAGCAAGGCCUAGUUGUCGGCUGGCCCUCGACCAAGCCUAACAACGAGGAGCUGGACGAUGUGUACAAGAAGAUGAUGGAGAAAUUGUAG
Malassezia japonica is the source of this 411-nucleotide messenger RNA. It is a transcript of the gene HNT1, whose product is annotated as bis(5'-nucleosyl)-tetraphosphatase (asymmetrical). Lineage: Eukaryota; Fungi; Basidiomycota; Malasseziomycetes; Malasseziales; Malasseziaceae. Gene Ontology annotation, molecular function: catalytic activity. The transcript has 4 exons. The coding region runs from base 1 to 411 and encodes 136 amino acids. The record is from RefSeq and is a predicted model, not a curated record. Gene Ontology annotation, biological process: nucleotide metabolic process.